Messenger RNA from Phycodurus eques (leafy seadragon), 5293 nucleotides. It is a transcript of the gene kitb, whose product is annotated as KIT proto-oncogene, receptor tyrosine kinase b. Gene Ontology annotation, cellular component: signaling receptor complex. Gene Ontology annotation, biological process: B cell differentiation; positive regulation of MAP kinase activity; Fc receptor signaling pathway. The record is from RefSeq and is a predicted model, not a curated record. NCBI's taxonomy places the organism in Eukaryota, Metazoa, Chordata, Actinopteri, Syngnathiformes, Syngnathidae. The transcript is spliced from 21 exons. Bases 99 to 3092 code for a protein of 997 amino acids. Gene Ontology annotation, molecular function: cytokine binding; transmembrane receptor protein tyrosine kinase activity; ATP binding.
GCUGUCUGUAAGAUCCAUCACAUUACGCACAGCGGACCUGUUCUUGCGUUAUUAUGACUGCGCAGGAUAUCAUGAGGCACAUGGAGUAGACAGCCAAGAUGGAAAACUUCAGCAUGACAUGGCUGUGGAUUGUUUUUGCAUCGCAUUUGUUUUUUCUGCCACCGACAGGCUUGUGCAAGCCCGUAAUCUCCCCCAGCGGGCCUCACAUUGUUGUUCCCAAGCGGGGGAGGCUGGAGCUCUAUUGCCAUGACGAUGCCACCAGGCCUGGCGCCACAUCCAGGUUGAGGUGGCAGAGAGAAAAGGCUCGCAGACUGGAGGGAGAGGCGCAGGAGGGCGGCGUGGCUGUCGUCAAGGUGCCUGCGGUGCAAGCCUACCACAUGGGCCGCUACGUGUGCGUCAACAACAGCACACUGGAGCGCACUUCCAUCUACGUAUAUGUGAACGACCCCGUCAACGCCUUCCAGCGCACCAUGGUCAACGUCAUCCUGGUGCGCGAGGGCGAGAACUGCACCAUUCCCUGCCUCGUGACCAACCCGGAGGUCACGCUGCCGGCUUUGCAGACGUGUGACGGGCGACCUUUGCCCUCCGCCAUGAGCUACUGGACCCAUCACGAGCAGGGCGUCGUCAUUGGCAAUGCGAGGAAGGAGUUUGAAGGCUGCUACGUGUGUGUGGGACAGCUCGGAGCAGAUAAAGUGACGUCGAGCCGAUACACCGUAGACGUGCGGCUAGUUCCAGAAGUGCUUCCAGUCAUCACGUUGUCCCAGAGGGAUAAGGUUAUCUUACGGAAAGGAGAGAAGUUAGAGCUUACUUGUAGCUCCUCCAAUGUCAACCCGGACUUCGAUGUCAAGUGGGACUAUCCUUCAACAGCGCAUCCAGAGGAGGCGCACACUUCACACAUCCUGUCCGGCUCUCGGGGUUAUCAACGUUCCUCCCGGCUCUCGAUCGGACGGGUAAAGCGAGCCGACUCGGGGACCUACCGCUGCUCGGCCCGCAACGAGAGAGGCGGCAGCUCCACAGCGCUCCACCUGGAUGUCUGCGAUAUUGGGUUCAUUACCAUGUUAAGCCACCCGAGUCCCGUCCGGGCCGGCGUCCGAGAGGGGGAGAGCCUGAAUCUCAGAGUGGAGUUUGAGGCCUACCCAUCACCCGGCGUCCCGUCCUGGUCUUACAACGGCAAACGACUGCUCAACACCACAGAGCACGUCAUCACUAUCCACCAACACAAAUACAGGUUCAUUAGCGAGCUGAAACUGGUGAGAGUUCUUGGCUCGGAGGCUGGCAUCUACAAAUUCUCCGCCAGCCAUGAAGAUGCAUCAGUCGAACAUUUAUUUCACGUAUAUGUCAACAGUAAGCCGGUCAUCAUCGCGCAGGAAGGGCCAGUCGACGGUCAGGUGCGGUGCGUCGCCGCCGGUCACCCGGUUCCAAAAAUCAGAUGGUACAUCUGUGACAUUCCCCACACGAGGUGCUCACACCUGCCUAACGCCACCCAAUGGGAGACUGCGGAUGUUGCCAUGGUGACAGAGUCCGCCUUCAGUCGGAGUGAGGUGGAGAGCCGACUGAAUAUCAGCAAGGAGCAUGGCAACUACCAUACGCUGGAGUGUGUGGCCUCCACGGAGCGAGAGGAAGCUUAUACGCUCUUCUCCAUCAGCGAGCGACUCGUCCCGCAUAAACUGUUCACCCCGCUUCUAACUGGCAUGGUGGGCACUGGUGCCUUCCUCUGCCUCAUCCUGGUGGUGCUGCUCUAUAAGUACAUGCAGAAACCUAAAUUCCAAAUCCAGUGGAAAGUCAUCGAGAGCAUCCAUGACAACAACUACAUUUACUUUGACCCCACCCAGCUUCCUUACGACUCCAAAUGGGAAUUUCCUCGGCAGAAACUACGCUUUGGCAAAACUCUGGGUUCUGGAGCGUUUGGAAAAGUGGUGAAGGCCACGGCGUACGGCCUCUGCUCGGCUGACACAGUCACGACUGUCGCCGUCAAGCUGCUCAAGCCCAACGCACACGCCACGGAGAAGGAGGCGCUGAUGUCCGAGCUGAAGGUGCUCAGUUACCUCGGCAACCACAUGAACAUCGUCAACCUGCUGGGAGCCUGCACGGUCGCAGGUCCAAUUUUAGUUAUCACUGAAUACUGUUGCUAUGGCGACCUCCUCAACUUCCUGCGCAGAAAAAGAGAGUCCUUCCUAAAUUCCCAAACCGGCGACGGUUACUAUCGCAACGUCUCCAAGCAAACGGAGCCUGCAAGCAGAGCAGUGACUGGCACAGAAUAUAUGCCCAUGCGUCCCUCGGACAAAGAAAGGUCAUCCCAGUCAGAAGAUGUAGAUGAGCUUUCUUUGGCUGCUGAAGAUCUGCUGAGCUUCUCCUACCAAGUGGCCAAAGGGAUGGAGUACAUCACCUCGAAGAAUUGCAUCCACAGGGACCUCGCAGCCAGAAAUGUUCUACUGACUCACGGCAGGGUGGCCAAGAUCUGCGACUUUGGCUUGGCACGGGACAUCACCACCGACGCCAGCUACGUGCUCCGAGGAAAUGUGAGCUCUACGCUUCCUACUCUUUCAAUCCUUCCUUCGCCUGCCCCGGGAUUCUUGGUUGUCGAUAGUUGUCCUUCUGCCACGUCCUCGGAGAGGUUUUGUGCAUACAAUGCACGUCUCCCAGUCAAGUGGAUGUCUCCUGAGAGCAUCUUUGAUUGUGUCUACACUUAUGAGAGUGACGUGUGGUCCUACGGCAUCUUGCUAUGGGAAAUCUUCUCUUUGGGUAGCAGUCCCUAUCCCGGGAUGCACGUGGGCUCGGCAUUUUAUCGACUGAUUCAAGAGGGCCACAGGAUGAGCAGGCCUGAGUUUGCACCCAUUGAGCUGUAUGACAUGAUGUGCUCAUGCUGGAAUCAGGACCCUUUGAAAAGACCCUCUUUCAGAAAACUGGUCCAGAAGACUGAGCUUCUUCUGUCAGAAAACACCCGGAAUGUUUACCUGAAGCUGAGCAACGCUGCGGAUUCCUCGGUGCAUCAGAGGGCGCCGUCACGGAGGCUGAGCUCCGUGUGCAGCACCACGGCCCCCAACCAGCCUUUACUGCAGAGUACUGCAGACGUCUUCCUGGAUUAUGUCUGAAACACUCCUCACAAGUAGAAAAAGCAUACAAAAUGGUUGCACGUUACAUUCGAACUGGAAUAAUCUUGAGUCCUGCAGAAACACAUUCCACAAAUAUGGCCGACAUGCUGUGCUGAAACUGCUAUAUUUUGCCAUGGAAAUUCUAGAUUUUGCCAUUAUUUCAAAGAUAUAUAAAGGUUUUAUUAAGAAAACAAAUCAAGAAAAGCACUUGUUCCAUCCUAGCAACACUACUUUUGGAACUGGAUCCGACUAAAUUCUCAUGGAAACAGGCUGCAUACACGCACAUACCCGCCGACGCGGACCAAAUUCUUACUGAAAAAUACAAACCUCAAUGAAGUUGGGCCAUUGUGUAAAAUGUAAAUAAAAACAGAAUACAAUUAUUUGAAUCAUUUUCAACCUAUAUUCAACUGAAUAGACUCAAAAGACAAGAUAUUUAAGGUUCAAAGAAAUAAAACUUGUUUUUUUUACAAACAUUCCCUAAAAUCUGGGACAGGGGUAUGUUUACCACUGUGUUACAUCAUCUUUCCUUUCAACAACACUCAAUAAGCCUUUGGGAACGGAGGACGCUAAUUGUUGAGCCGUUGUCAGUGGAAUUCUUUCCCAUUGAUGAUGAUACAACUUCGGUUGGGGUGUCCAUUGUUGUAUUUUGUGCUUCAAAAUGAAAACUAAAAAGACUGCUUGGAUGGCAGCAUAUGUGGCUCCAAAACCUGUAUGUACCUUCCUACAUGAAUAGCGCCUUCACAGAUGUGCAAGUUACCCAUGCCGUGGGCACUAACACACCCACAUACAUCACAGAAGCUGGCUCUUGAACUUUGCGCUGAUAACAAUCCAGAUGGACCUAUUCUUCUUUGACCUGGACACAAAAUGUGCACUCAUCAGACCACUGCACACUUUUCCAGUUGACGUCAGUCCAUCUCAAAUGAGCUGUCUUUUUAGUGUAUUCAAUUGAAUGUAGGUUGAAAAUGAUUGUAUUCUGUCACGUCAUCGGAAUUGAGGUUUGUAAAUGUAGUGUAGUGUGCUUUACGAAACAAACACACACUAGAUACAACCUGCACUGCUCUCAGUAAUGUCCUGUCUAUUGAUCUGUGCAGUACGAUUUCAGGUGCACGUCAACAAAAAGCCAACUGCAGCACUAACUGCCCAUCGUGUACAACACGAGCGUCAGUGUGGCGGUCAGGGAGGCGUCCAUCCUGUGAUCAUAUCUUAAGCUUCCAUUUGGGAACAGUUUUUGCGGACUACAGUUUUAUUUCUGUCAGACUAGGCUAUCUUUGAAUAGGCAUGAGCCAGCAGCCUAAUAGCCAUCUUCCAGCAUCUUAAUUUAACAUCAGGACCAGAAACACAGAAAGAUUCUCUCGGUUUUAAUCACUAAAGACAGCCCCCCUCGCUAACUUAUUUUAAAAUCCAGACAACACACAGAAAGCUCUCAAAUCAUCUUGGUUUAAUCCAAGAAUUAGCUUGGGAGCUACCUUAAUUUAGCAAACUUGAAACCGAUGGGUCUCAUCUUGGUUUAAUCCAAAAAGUCGCCUGGUAGCGAAAGCUCUCCAAUUCAUCUUGUUUGUUUAAUCACCAAAGCAGCUCGUUAGUGACUUUAGCUUAGGACCAAGACUAGAAAUACAGAAAGAUGCCCAUUUAUUUAAGUUUUAUCACCAAAGUGGCUUGUUUGCUACCGUAGCUUGGCACCAAAACGCAAUUAAAAAGGCUCACUGAUUCUGUUGCUAUCUACAAUAUCUGAGCAACAAGAUCAAAAACACAGCAAAGCGCACUUAUUUGAAUUUAUUCCACAAUGUAACCUUAGACCCCUCAGUUUAGCACCAAGAUUGGAAACCGAGAAAGCUUGCGCGUUCUUUUUGUUCUUUAAUCCCCAACGUGGCUCAUUAGCUACCUUAGCAUGACAACUAGACACAUACAGCAAGUGUCCCCCACCACAGCAGCUAUACUAGCUCCACAAGAAAUGCUGACUGUUGCUAAAAUCCUUAAAAUAGCUGUAACUCAACGCUCUGCUUGAUGUACCUUUGUGGUUAAUAUGCAAGGUUUCCCUUACAAAUCAUCAGUCCAUUGGAACACAAUCAUCCAAUUGGCCUUAUAAAAGUCCUAGCCACUAUGUGACGUCUUCACUGAGUGUCAAAGCGGCAUGCGAGCGCAAACUCCUUGUAAAGUAACCCCCCUCCCCAAAACAGGAAAAAAAAAAAAAGAGAGAAGAA